AUGUCCUCUGAGAUCGAACGUUUUUUGGAACUGGGCAAGGCGUCAAACCGCCUGAUCUGGGAGAUAUAUCAGAGUCGGAAUCGAAACCCGCGGGAGGCAUUGCUGAUCCUUUUGGAGCAUUCGAGAGUUGUAAAGGACUGUCGCAAGGCCCUGGGCCUCGACUCAAAGACGCUCGACCCGCCUAUACGAAUGCUGUUUGCGGAGAUUGCCAAAAAUCACAGCACUUACCUGGAUAAAGACAUCAAGAUGAAGCCUCAUAUCAUCCUUGACACGGGCUUCCUCAAGCGCCUUCCACCUCUACCCCCCAACUUCCAACCACCUUACGACAUUCGGCCAAAUGAAGAUGUGUCAAUGACCGGCGACGACGACGAAGAUCACAGGCGGGCGAUGAAGCGCGAUAACACACACAUGAGCCCCCAAUCCAAACGUUCGAAGAAGAAGAAGGUCCAUAUCGACGAUUCCGCAACACGCCCAUCCAGUCCCGCGGAAGAGGGAGUUGACGAGCCUCCCGCCCGGGCAACGAGGAGUCGCACAGCCAAGGCCGCUGGAGGGUCGAAGGGUGCAACCGCGCAAGGGAGGGCAGCAUCGAAAGGGAGGGCGGGUACAAAGGAAAAGGGGAAGGGGAAAGAGAAGGAGCACGAUGGAGGGCGGAAGGAGGGGGAGGAGGAGGGGGUGCCAGUGCAGGAGGAGCCACCUGCUCCUGGUUCGGGGUUCGAGCUCACGGACGAACCAUGUGCUUUGUGCGUCUUUGCGCAGCAGCAAUAUUGCUGGCGCCCAGCUUCGGGUUGCUGCUUCCGCUGUCGCAAACACAAGCGAAAAUGCUCGUUUGCGAACACGACAAAAGGGCCUAGGACUGCGAAGACAACGACGACAGCGAGAACGACGACUAUGACAAAUGCGACGACGACAAAUGCGAAGGCCACGACAACGACGAACACACCGGCGGCUUCGACGACGGAGAAGAACACUGCCCCCGCGCGUUUUGGAUACGACAAUUCCAAUACGGCAGGUCCGUCCUCCAAGGCUGUGGAGUCGUCCUCCAAGGCGGUAGGACCGGCGGGAGGUUCUGGACCCGGCGGCCAGGCGUACUGGACGGUCUUUGGCCUGCCGAGUGGUAUGCCCGCUGGUACAGCAAUUGACACGUCGGGGUUUCUGAAAGGAGAUGACCUGAGGGUGAUCGAGACGGCCACCCACGACCUUCAGGCAGACAUCUACGACAUCCGCGGCCAACUCCAAGCAAAGGUUGAUAUCGACGCAGAUCUCAGCGAUCGGUUGGCAGAACUGGAGGGUGGUGUGGAAAGGGUCCACGAAGAUUUAACGACAUUUACGAGCGACAUCGAGGAUAUCCGCGCGGAGUUGCAGGCCGUGAGGAAGCAUUUUCCCAACAACCCCAACGAGAUAGAGAGGAUCUCGAACGCUAUUGCCCACAUUGAAAGCCGCGUUGGGGAGCAGGAGAAACAAUUCACCGCCUACAAGCAGAGGGCAACCGAUAGGCUUGGUGCGGUUGUACGUUCAACCGUUGGCGUAGAGGUGAAGAAGGCGGCCGGUGAACUGCAGGAAAGGGUCGGAGGGGAAUGGGAGGAGCGGUUUGGAUCACUCGAGAAUUGGGUAGGCGAGAUUGAUAGUCGGUUGCGCGAGUUGGAAGGGCAGCAGACCUCGGAGAUAGAGCGACGGUUGGAGGGGUUAAUCUCCGAGAAGGUGAAUCACGUCUUCAAGGAGGCUGAGGGUAAGCUGGAGGGGUUCGUGAAUCGCACGAUUGCGAAGGAGUCGCAGCGACUGGCGGACAGUCAGGUCAACCCAGGACAGUUGGCGAAGGAGGUGUCCUUGUCUCUCGAAAGGCACUGGCCUUCCCUCCUAACCCCGAUCCUUUCGACCACCCUUCAAACCCACCUCAAGGAACGUAUUGGCGACGUCGAUGCCAAUAUCGUUCGCAUUGGGGAGGGUCUAACCUUACGUCUUCGAUCUAUCGUUCAGGAAGAGGUUGCGCGCAUCAGUCACGACAUCGCACGAGAGGCAGUCAUCACCACCAUGCAAAAUCUUACCGUCGUUCCUCCUUCGCCCGACGAUGUCUCUCGACCCUACCCGACCUUCAUUGACCCAGACCGCUUUGAACAGGCUUUUGAGCCUAUUCUUCUGUCUCCAGCUCAGCAUCCCCCACCAACCUCCGCAUCUGCGAUUCAGCUGCGGGAUCCCAACGGUGAUCUCCAGGCCGGUCUUCAAGAAUCGAUUUUGACUGCAGUACCUGAUGGCGUUUCUUCUGUGCGAGCACGACGGCCAUCGAAAAGGGACUCCGACAGGGAAUCGGAGGGAGAGGACAUUUAA
Coprinopsis cinerea okayama7#130 is the source of this 2322-nucleotide messenger RNA. RefSeq lists its product as hypothetical. NCBI's taxonomy places the organism in Eukaryota, Fungi, Basidiomycota, Agaricomycetes, Agaricales, Psathyrellaceae. The transcript has 3 exons. The coding region runs from base 1 to 2322 and encodes 773 amino acids. The record is from RefSeq and is a predicted model, not a curated record.